Messenger RNA from Scomber japonicus (chub mackerel), 2023 nucleotides. It is a transcript of the gene mettl25, whose product is annotated as methyltransferase like 25. The transcript is spliced from 12 exons. The coding region runs from base 50 to 1861 and encodes 603 amino acids. The record is from RefSeq and is a predicted model, not a curated record. NCBI's taxonomy places the organism in Eukaryota, Metazoa, Chordata, Actinopteri, Scombriformes, Scombridae.
UCUUACAUGCUGCUCUCACUCAGGUCCGCUUCAGAUAAGCUAUUUAAACAUGACAUCCUCCUCCUGCAGCCUCACACAAAUUCAGCAGCGAAUAGAUGAAGUCAUGCGGUUUCUGUCAGCAACACUGAGCAUCGCAAACGCUCACACUGUGGAGUUUUACACUCACGACGUGUGGAAACGCUUCAUGGCUGUGCCACCAGAGGAGGUCCUGUCAGCCUUCAGCUCAUGGAGUGACCACCAGAGGGAGCCAGAGGUCAGAGGAAAAGCUUAUCACGAGCAAUCCAGCACCACAUUUGGGUUUUGCAAUGAUUCAAAUCGGCUGGUCGAUACCCACGAACUGUUGCAGGCAGCCAAAGCCCACUCUCUCCCUGGCCUGGGAGUCUGCAUGAGCAGGGAUGAACUACUGCAGGCCCUCAGACAUAGCAGGUCUGAGCCUGGCAAUCCACCAGCAGAGUUAGGUGCUGAGUUGGAGCCAGAGGAGUUUAUGAACUCCAAGAAAUCCCAUGAGGUCCAGUCCAUGUCUGAGGUGGUUGCUUGUCUGGCCAAGCGCUGUGGAGUCAAACAGGUGAUAGACAUUGGUUCAGGGAAGGGCUACCUGAGUUCCUUCCUGUCCCUGCAGCACGGCCUUCAGGUCUAUGGCAUUGACUCCUCCAGCACCAACACCCAUGGAGCCCAAGAGAGGAACAGGAAGCUCAAGAAGUUCUCCAGGGUGUACCAGAAACAUAAGAAGACCAUGAGGGCACAGGGAGAGACCACACAAUCACCUCAGGAAGAGUUAACAGAAAUAAAAUCUGGACUAAAUGGAGAAGAUGAUGUUUUAUAUGGUGCUGGAGCAAAAAGUGUAUCACAAGAAGAGGAGGAGAAGGGGCGACCACCAGCAUUAAUCAACUCAUCUGAUGUUGACUCUGCUGUGGAAAGGCAUUCAGAGCCAAACCCAGAAGUGGAGGAGCUCUUUCUUAGCGCCUUAUCAGUGGAUGUAAUACAGCCUACAUCUCCCAGAGUUCCCCCCAGCCAACUGAGUACUGAGGAGAGGGAAAGGAGGAAGAGGGAGAACCUGGAGAGGAAAGCUAAGAACAGAAGCAACAAUGCCAGCAUUGAGUUUUCACCCCUCACAUCUUACGUUACUGCGGAAACUGAACUCCGAGAACUCAUCAAUGAGCUGGAGGAUGCGGUCAUGGUCGGACUGCACACAUGUGGCGACUUGGCUCCCAGCACCCUGAGGAUGUUUGUGGCAAAACCAGAGCUGGCUGCAGUCUGCAGCGUGGGCUGCUGCUAUCACCUGCUGACUGAAGAGUUUGACCCAGCCGGACAGGAGUGUUUGCAUGGCGUGUGCGGUUUCCCUCUCAGUCAGUACCUCCGCCACCUCUCCUGCUUCUGCGGCAGAAACGCCAGAAUGUCGGCGUGUUUGGCAUUGGAGAGAGUUUCACUGGGCCAAGGGAUUCAGAUGGAGUCUUUGUUCUACCGGGCCGUCCUUCAUGUUAUUCUGAGGGAUCACUACAGCUGCUUUAAGAGUGAGAAGCGAGUGGGGAACGUCUACUCCAAGAGCAAAUCAUUCGUGGACUAUGUCCGUCGGGCUCUACGCAGACUGGAUCUGGAUGAAUCUAAGCUUACUGAUUGCGAUAUCCAGGGUUACCAUGACAAUCACAGGCGACGAAUGACCGAGAUGCACGCCUUUAAUCUGUUGAAGGUGACCUUGGCUCCCUGCAUUGAAGGUCUGAUUCUUCUUGAUCGUCUAUGCUACCUGAAAGAACAGGAGGACCAAUCAUUUUCUGCACUGGUUCAGCUCUUUGAUCCGCUGCUGUCACCGAGAUGCUACGCUGUCGUUGGACUGAAGAGUUGUGGAGAUAGAACUACAAGCUGAUGAAUGUAUGCAGAUGAUUACAAUGUUCUUACUGGGUGGACAUGAUUAUCAAUGAUCAUAUCAGCCAUCAUACAUCAGGAGGGAUUACAUUAUGUAUGUGUUUUCUCCAGCUAAUUUUAAUUUGAUCUAUGCUUUAAUCUUGAUGUUGUUAUUUAUUUAUGC